This is a messenger RNA of Trichechus manatus latirostris (Florida manatee), 5463 nucleotides long. It is a transcript of the gene NR4A1, whose product is annotated as nuclear receptor subfamily 4 group A member 1. Gene Ontology annotation, molecular function: zinc ion binding; nuclear glucocorticoid receptor binding; nuclear receptor activity. The transcript has 6 exons. The coding region runs from base 2940 to 4889 and encodes 649 amino acids. Gene Ontology annotation, biological process: regulation of transcription by RNA polymerase II; cellular response to corticotropin-releasing hormone stimulus. Lineage: Eukaryota; Metazoa; Chordata; Mammalia; Sirenia; Trichechidae. The record is from RefSeq and is a predicted model, not a curated record. Gene Ontology annotation, cellular component: transcription regulator complex; nucleus.
CGGAGGCUGCGAAACUUGGGGGAGUGUGAAGAGACUGCGGGAGCGCACGCAGCGACACUGCGACUCGGGGCGCUAGUCCCGGGCAGGGGGAGCAGAAGCCGGCCGGGUAGGUUCCCCGCGGGGAGGCGUGCAUCUGAGUGGGUCGCUAUGUGGGGUUGCUGUGUUAGUUUUUAGGGUUGUUGCAGGGAGAUGGAUUGUACAUGCGAGCAGAAAGGAUGUAGGGUCGACGUGCAGGAGGACGGGUGUACGGUGCCGCUUUGGGCUUGGGAGGUAGCAGUUGGAGCGGAAUGAGGACCCAGAUCGGACUGGAGUCCGCUGGACGCCGGAGGGGCGGGGGGCGGGGUGAGGGGGAGUGUCUGUGCAAGGUGGAAGCCGCAGGGGUUGGGGUUGGGGUUGGCGCCGGCAGUGAGGACUUGUCCAGCAAGCAGCUGGACUUAGUUCAGUCUCCCAGGGUGCCCAAGUAGGCACACGGUGCUCUGGACUUGGGUGCUGAUGAGGUUCUCUGGUGCUGGGAUCCAUCGGACUCUUAUCCAGGCUCAGAUUUCCAAAAGGGUCUCUUUUCUCCCAGCCUGGGAAGUCUCCUCCCAUAAUUGCUUACUUAAUACUUUAGGGAGUGUGGCUUAGUUUGCAGGGAUCCCCACCUCGAAGUUUCUUUCUGUCUGGGUUAUAUCAGGAGACCUCUGGAUCACCAAAGGGAAUGGUUAACGUUGGUAGCUGAACUGUGGAGGGGGUGCUUGCUGUGUGUUGGAAUAAGUGAGUCUUCUUAGGGGCAGGGGCAGGGUCUCUGGAAGCAAGAGGAGUGUUGCUUUAGCUGUGGCUUGGAGAGUGUGUGUGUCUGUGUGUGUGUGUGUUACUACUCCAGCCCCACAUGCUGAUCACCUCUGUGCCCCUCCCCCCAUAGUAUCUGUUGGAUCUCACAGGUAGGGUGCAGCCUCAGGCUUGUUCAGUAUAACAGGUGCAAACCACCUUGUUGCCAGGACCUGCCUGAAGCCGGAUUCUACCCGGUCCUUCCUUUAACCCCGCCUCUUCCUCCUCCUCUCUGUGGGACUGCUCCCUGCCCCCCAUGGGGCUGGAUGUAGGUCCUGUGUUGUUAAGUACCUGCACAGUCUGGAAGCUGAGGCGGGGAGGGGGGAACAGGUUAGUGGGGGUUGAUCCGGAUGUGGGACGUCCAAGUGGAGAAACAGGAUUUGAAUAAGGCUGGAACACCCAGCCCUGUGUGGCUGCCGUUCUCCUCCUCCACCCCAACCCAUCCCUGCCCAGGCUUUCCUAGUGCUGGGAGACGUGGCUACCAUUAUCUCAAGCAGGUGCCCAGGGUUGCACACGUAUUGAUGGGUGCUUUCAGGUGGGUGGGGCCAGAGCUCCCGAGGGGCUCUACUGAUUGAGUUGGUCGUGUGUCAGGCUAGGAGUGGAGCUGCCCCAUGCGGGGUCCAUGAAGGUGGGAUAAGGGCUUGGACCAGAGGACUCCCUGGGCUCUUGACCAGGGGGUAGUGACAGCCUUUGCCCUCAUCUGCUGUACCCCUUCAUUCAUGGUACUGUGUUCCAGCUUGAGUUCUUACCCAGCUCCCCCCUCCACUGGUGAGGCCAGAGUUAUGCAGACCCCAGGCAACGAGUGGGGAGAGGGACUGUCCUGGAGCCUCCUCUGCAUUAUUCUGACCAGUCUCUGAAUUUAAGAAACCCCUCAGUAAUGCCAUCCCUCUUCCUGCAGGCCCCUCAUGGUUGCAGGUGAGCAGCCCCCUUUGCCGGAGCCCCUGGAUUCUUGAGGGUACAGACAUGACCUUAAUGCAGGGACCCAGGCAGGGGCAGGCUCCUCUCCUUCCUGCAUAACCACCUGCAUAACUCUGCUGGACUCUGAGUAUUCUCUCUCUCUGUUUUUUUUUUUUUUUUAAUGGUAGAUAUGAGAACUAAUUCAAUGCCUUAUCAUAUUUUGUAAGAGGUAAUAAUUUAGUAGACAUCUUUAUUUCUGUUAGCAAGGAUGAAUCUGUACUCAAGCUCAGAAAUUUAGAUGUGUAAUUACAAGGGGGAAAAUACAUGUUGAAGAGAAAUUAAGGAUUUUAGGCAUGAGAGCACUCAAAACAGAGUCAUUUUAUCUUUUUGUUUUUUUAGCGUUCUCUUAUAAAAAGAACAGGAAGGGGAGAAGUACUUAAGGGGUAGCAGGGAAAUUUCUCUCAGGGACUGUCCAUUCUCCUGGAAGACUGGGGGCUGAUCUCUCCCCUCCUCUCCCCUUCGGUCUCUCCAGCAUAUGGCUUUUAAAGAUCUGGAGCCAGGUUCCCUGAUCCCUUAGAGAGCUGGGAACUUGGUGGGGAGGCCUGGGUUCCUUUCCUCUUUGCUUCUGAGAGCAUCCCUGACAGCAGCAAAGAGUGGGUGCCCAGCCCCAGAUGGCAGGACUGAGGUACGGGUGAGAUUGGCAGCCAUUGCUCAGUCUGUCGGGUGGAGGUGGGGAGGGGGGCAGGCUCAAGGAUGGCUGCAUCGCCCCUUAGGCUGCUUUCUUAGACAGGGCAGACUCUGGGCCUUCACUUCCAGCCCCUCUUUGUGAUCCAAGAUGCCUUCUUCCCAGGUUCUGGGGGGGAAGGAGAAGAAGGGAUUUUGCAGAAGCCUGGAUUGUGCCUGGGAAUAUUCCCAGGAAGUGCUUGGCUGGAGAAAUAACGUAUCUGCUCCUGGGGACUGGGCAUAAGGCUUUGCAUGGCUGCCUCUCCUAUCCACCCUUCUCCCAGUCCCCACCUGGUAGAGGAAGGGCAUGGGGCUGGAGGAACACUGCUUCCUCCUGUUCCAGCAGAGAAAUGCUGGCCGGAUGCCCUCCUGAGGGUUCCCAGGCCGACUGGGGUGUGGCUGGCCUUCUGACUGAGCCCACUCUCGCUGGGCCACUGCCCGGGCACUUUGUGGCAUGUAGGUUGAGAUGGUGCUCAGCUCAGGGGUGAGGAUCCUAGGUUCUGUGUUUGGUCAUGGCCCUAAGACCUCAGUGUCCCAACUCUUGUCUGGGAUUCCUGCCACCUGGUUGCCCUGGGGCCUAUACUUUGAAACGAGGCAUCAGGCUUCUCACACUGACUCUUCCCCUCCCCUUUCUUGGCUUUUCUCCCACAUCAGAGAUGCCCUGUAUCCAAGCCCAAUAUGGGACACCAGCACCAAGCCCAGGUGCCCGUGACCACCUGGCAAGUGACCCCCUGACCCCUGAGCUCAGCAAGCCUACCAUGGACCUGGCCAGCCCUGAGGCGGCCCCUGCUGCCCCCACUGCCCCCACUGCCCUGCCCAGCUUCAGCACCUUCAUGGACGGCUACACAGGAGAGUUUGACACCUUCCUCUACCAGCUGCCAGGAACAGUCCAGCCGUGCUCCUCGGCCUCCUCCUCAGCCUCCUCCACGUCCUCAUCAUCAGCCACCUCCCCUGCCUCUACUUCCUUCAAGUUCGAGGACUUCCAGGUGUAUGGCUGCUACCCAGGCACCCUGAGCGGCCCGCUAGAUGAGACCCUGUCCUCCAGCGGCUCCGACUACUACGGCAGCCCCUGCUCAGUCCCGUCACCAUCCACGCCCAGCUUCCAGCCGCCCCAGCUCUCUCCUUGGGAUGGCUCAUUUGGCCACUUCUCACCCAGCCAGACUUAUGAAGGCCUGCGGGCAUGGACAGAGCAGCUGCCUAAGGCCUCUGGGCCCCCUCAGCCCCCAGCCUUCUUCUCCUUCAGCGCCCCCACUGGACCUAGCCCCAGCCUUGCCCAAAGCCCCCUGAAGCUGUUCCCCUCACAGGCAACCCACCAGCUGAGGGAGGAUGAAAGCUAUUCCAUGCCCACAGCUUUCCCAGGCCUGGCACCCACCUCUCCACACCUUGAUGGCUCAGGGAUGCUGGAUGUGCCCGUGACCUCAGCCAAGGCCCGGAGUGGGGCUCCCAGUGGAAGCGAGGGCCGCUGUGCUGUGUGUGGGGACAACGCUUCUUGUCAGCAUUACGGCGUCCGCACCUGUGAGGGUUGCAAGGGCUUCUUCAAGCGCACAGUGCAGAAAAACGCCAAGUACAUCUGCCUGGCCAACAAGGACUGCCCUGUGGACAAGAGGCGGCGAAACCGCUGCCAGUUCUGCCGCUUCCAGAAGUGCCUGGCUGUGGGCAUGGUGAAGGAAGUUGUCCGGACAGACAGUCUGAAGGGGAGGCGGGGCCGGCUCCCCUCAAAACCCAAGCAGCCCCCAGAUGCCUCCCCUGCUAACCUCCUCACUUCACUGGUCCGGGCGCACUUGGACUCAGGGCCCAGCACGACCAAACUGGACUACUCCAAGUUCCAGGAGUUGAUGCUGCCCUACUUUGGGAAGGAAGAUGCUGGGGAUGUACAGCAGUUCUACGACCUGCUCUCGAGUUCCCUGGAGGUUAUCCGCAGGUGGGCCGAGAAGAUCCCUGGCUUUGCCGAGCUGUCACCCGGCGACCAGGACUUGCUGCUGGAGUCGGCCUUUCUGGAGCUCUUCAUCCUCCGCCUGGCCUACCGGUCCAAGCCCGGCGAGGGGAAGCUUAUCUUCUGCUCAGGUCUGGUGCUGCAUCGGCUGCAGUGCGCCCGCAGCUUCGGCGACUGGAUCGACAGCAUCCUGGCCUUCUCACGGUCCCUACACAGCCUGGUCAUCGAUCUCCCUGCCUUUGCCUGCCUGUCUGCUCUCGUCCUCAUCACCGACCGACACGGGCUGCAGGAGCCACGGCGGGUGGAGGAGCUGCAGAACCGCAUUGCCAGCUGCUUGAAGGAACACGUCUCAGCCAUGGGGGGUGAGCCCCAGCCGGCCGGCUGCCUGUCCCGCCUGCUAGGCAAGCUGCCCGAGCUGCGAACCCUGUGCACCCAGGGCCUGCAGCGCAUCUUCUACCUCAAGCUGGAGGACUUGGUGCCCCCUCCACCCAUUGUUGACAAGAUCUUUAUGGACACGUUGCCCUUCUGACUUCAGCCUGGGAACAUGCGUGCACAAGCGUGUGCGCUCGUACACCACCCCACGUGCCUUUAACCCAUGACCCAUGAACCCCAGAGCACCGCCCCCCAGAGCUGGGCUUGAGCUGCAGACCGACUGACCUCCUCUUUUGCUCUAGGAGGUCGGCAGGGAGCUCAGGCCCUGGGGGUGGGGGGUGCAUUCGUGGGAGUGACCCCUACUAUUUGUCUUACCCCUAGCCCACCCCUGGCCUUCAUGUUUUUGUAAGAUAAACCAUUUUUAACACACACCGCCAUGCUGUAAAUAAGCCAAAUGCUGCUGUAAAUACAGGAAGGAAGAGGUUGAGGUGGGAGUCGGGGUUGGGAAGAAGGGGGCCCCCCACCUGCCUGGGCUAGUCUUUUCCAGCCGUCUUCUACUUGCUUUCUCUUCCCAGCCUCCUUCCACAUGUACAUAAAUGUCACUCUAGGAGGAAGACAAAUGACAGAUUCUGACAUUUAUAUUUGUGUAUUUUUCUGGAUUUAUAGUAUGUGACCUUUCUGAUUAAUAUAUUUAAUAUAUUGAAUAAAAAAUAGAUAUGUAGCUGAAACUG